UCAUAAGAAAGAAAGCAAUAGAGUAUGAACGACUUGUGGACGAUAUUAUUCUUUUCACCAUUUCUUUGUUCUUUACAUCCCGUGACAUAUUAAUUGAUUGGGACAAGGGUUGCUUCUAAAAAUCUCAAUAAUCAUCAUCUAAUUUCAACAAUUUAAAUAUAUACUUCCCUUAUAAUAAGCUCCAUUAUCCACCUAUUCAAGGAUUUCUUAUACAAUAAGAAUUGUAAGGGGUGGGCUGAGAUAAAUAAGCUUGUAAAAAUCAAUCUUCCUUAAAAAAAAAAUGACGAAAUGGGGGUGCUUAAUAUUCAUCUCUAAGCUUGUGCUGCUCAAUUUCGCCGUCAUAGCUCUAGGUGAAGAGCCAACUUCUUCUGAUUUCCGCGCUUUCUAUUUCAUCCAACAGUGGUUACCAUCGUACUGUAACCAACAAGGGACAAUAUGUUGCGACCCACCAGUAGGAAAGCCUACACCAAAUUUUACGAUCUAUGGACUUUGGCCUUACAGUGAUGAUGGUACUGCCCUCGAAAAUUGUCCUGGAGAACGUUUCGAUGUAGCUCCGCUUAAAGCCAUAGAGAGCAUGCUACAAAAGGAGUGGCCAUCUUUUACAUGCCCAGAGAUUGGAAGGAAAUUCUGGCUCCACGAGUAUAACAAACGCGGUACAUGCUCAAAAUCCGUCCUAGAUGAGAUGUCCUAUUUUCAUGCUGCACUAAACCUAAAGAACAAGAUCGAUAUCUUCCAAGCCCUUGCAAUUGCCGGUAUCCAACCAAAUGAUCAAUUUUACCCUCUUGAGCGCAUAAGCGCGGCCAUCUCUCAAGCCACUGGAUUUCGCCCUUUUAUUUUUUGUAACCGUGAUGCUCAAGGAUAUGAUCAACUUUGGCAAGUUCUACAUUGUGUCGAUCAAAGUGGGACGACACUUAUCAACUGCUCUAGCAGUUCUCCUGAGUGGCAAAAGGAUUGUGCUUCUACCAUCAAGUUUCCAUCCUACUAAUUCUAGUGCUGUUGUAUGUAUUUGUUUAAUUACAGUAAACAA
Molecule: messenger RNA, 1027 nt
Organism: Chenopodium quinoa (quinoa)
Lineage: Eukaryota; Viridiplantae; Streptophyta; Magnoliopsida; Caryophyllales; Amaranthaceae
Product: ribonuclease 1-like
Exons: 3
Coding region: 281-985 (234 amino acids)
Biological process (GO): RNA catabolic process
Cellular component (GO): extracellular region
Molecular function (GO): RNA binding; ribonuclease T2 activity
Source: RefSeq, a predicted model, not a curated record